Molecule: messenger RNA, 4386 nt
Organism: Zasmidium cellare ATCC 36951
Lineage: Eukaryota; Fungi; Ascomycota; Dothideomycetes; Mycosphaerellales; Mycosphaerellaceae
Exons: 4
Coding region: 1-4386 (1461 amino acids)
Biological process (GO): regulation of DNA-templated transcription
Cellular component (GO): HDA1 complex
Molecular function (GO): DNA binding
Source: RefSeq, a predicted model, not a curated record
AUGGCCAAGCGGAAGCGCAGCAGCUCGACAUUGUUAGGAACACCUGAAAGCGGACGAGACAAGAGGCGUCGUGAAGAAGUGAAGACGACGCCACAUCCUCACGGCAACGUCGACCCCGAGCGACUGUAUAAAGUCCGGGCUAUCCUCCAGGAGACUGAAGACCAGUACGAAAUCGAUUGGGCUGACGACGAGGUCACUGGUGAAUCUUACGAGCCGACCUGGGAGCCUAAGAAGAACGCGAAUCGACUUGCUGUUGAGGAGUGGGAGGCUAGGAAGGAGGCACUGAAACAAAUCGAAGAACCUCCUGCUGCUACUGCUGCUGCUACUCCUGCGCCCGUGAAGCGUGGACGAGGUAGACCGAGGAAGUAUCCUGUUCAGCCUGUUGAGUCUGCAGCGAAACGACCACGAGGCAGGCCACCCAAAAACAGGCCUGUCCCUGAGACUUCUUUGUCUGACACCGAAGCCGCUACUCCAUCCUUUGCAAAGCCACCACCGGCGAGAAACAGGAAAGUCAUCGAAAGCUCGUCGCCAGAGCAGGGUCAACAAUCGGACUUCUCACCUCGGCCUGAACCUGCGCCGUCUAGCAGUGCCAACGACCCCGGAACAGAACUCGAAAUUGAGGAGAGCGAUACAGAGGGUGCCCUCACAGUCGACGACGGUGACAAUCCUUCGCAGUUAUCGCUUACCCGAUUCGAAGGGGAGCAAGUCCAAGUGCAACUCGGCAACCCACCUUCUAGCUUCGACGCCGGAGCAUACGAGAAGCUAAGUCCUCAGACAAGUCCUGUGUCCAACACCCAGCGAUCUCCGAACGUGGUGCCCGGUGUUGAGAGCCAAGAUCCGGUGCCUCCGACUCAAAGCCAAGUAACUUCGACAGAGACCGGCAACGGCACGAGCUUGGUCAUUCCCGACUCGCAAAGCCAGCUGUUGUACGAAGAGUCUUCGAGUUUCAAGGGCUUUUCGACAGUAUCGGGCUCGAGACGUCAUAGUACUGCGCAGAGCGAAGCUGUAUCAGCCGUUAGACAAUCGCCUAUCGCAGCGUCCAAAACGCAGAUUGCGUCGAGUGCCUUCAAGAAAUCUACUUUGAACUCUGCAGCUGCUAGUCAGGUGUUUCCAGGAGCUGAUACGACUACUGGUCGUGCAGAAUUAGAAGGAGCUGCAAAUACCACACCAGAACAUACGGACUGUAAUCAGGAUAACAGCACUUCUCAACAGCGCUCAUCUUUGGUUGAGGGGCGAAUUGGUUUUGGGCCUACUCAUCAGGAACAAGAACAGGCGUCGUCCGGCGCACUCCAGGACGACGAUACCGUCGAAGCUGAUUCCCAACUUAGGCGUGAGUUACGCAACAGCUCUGCGCACGGCAGACCCGAAGGAGCGGUAACUUCUGGUCACCAACCGUUGUAUCCCCAAAAGCCAGCAUCAAAUUCUGGUUCGGUACCUGAAGCUAGUCAGCACGAAAGCUUGCAGCACAAUACUCAAGGCAGAUCCCCCAGACAUUCUAAGCACCCGACGCAGCUUGACCAGAGUAGAAUCUCAACACCAGCGAAUACUCAGACGAAUCAAAGCGUUGUCGACGGAGAGGACGCACAGCGACCUAUCAUCGUCAGCUCGAACGAGGACCAGGAGCAGUCUCCAUACUCAAGUCUCGGGCCUUCUUUCACGCUGCAGAGUCGGUCGUCACAUUACAGGCCUCCUCCGGCUGGCCAGAAGCCGCCUCCAUCUUCUGCAACCCAUCCCAGAAGUUCUCUCGCGAACGAGUCGCCUGCUAACGCAGCAAACUCGACGAGCGUCUCCCACUCUCUGCCGUCUGCACCCCGUGAAAGCGAGUCGCAGUCCCAAGAGCAGCCAUCAGAGCGGAGGCAAGAUCCCUCGACUCAGUACUCUUCUCCUUUUCAGACUCAAAUCCGACCUCCUCUCGAAAGCUUGAGCACGAACCGGGUUGGGAGGAGUAAAGCAGACACCACAGCAUCUGCACAAAAGUCACAUUCCCAGCCUAGCCCUCGACAAACACUAGACUACAGCCAAUUUCCACUGGUUCCGUCGCAGUCCUUGGGUUUUCUCGGCGAAAGCGCCCCGCCGCAGCUCGAUACACCUGAAGACAUGGCGAAGACACCGUCACCGAAGGAGACGCUCCUACAAAUACAGAACAACGGCCAACCCGCUUCAUCGCUGCCACCGUUGAUCAGCGCUGAAGUAACAGCAGCACAGCGAACAGCGCGCCUUUCUCUUCCACCGGAGGGUGGGCGAUCGCCUUCGAUGAUUCCUGCGAUGGAGCCGUCUCCCGAAGUCACAAAAGAGGAGAUGAAUACCUCAGAGAGGUACGAGACCCUUCUUCCGCAGGCCCAGGGCAGCAACUCUGGAAACGAGACCCACAACACAAACGGCGAAAGCACCUCUCGACCAUUACAAGAGCCAGAGGCAGACCCUGAGAUUGCCAAUGUACACGAUGUGCCUGUUGGACUCUUUGGCAUUCAGCGAGAUUCUUACCUGCAAAACCUCUGGCUACACGACGACAUGAUCAAGAAGUUCCUGCAGGAACGAGAUCCGAGUGAAAGUCUUCUCAAGCAAGCAGAUGGUCUCUUCGAUCGAUUGCGGUGCAUAGUCAUGCACCCAGAUCUGGUCAAUCCCGAGGCGUUGUCUCAACUUUCCACGCCAGAGCGCCAGGCCCAGUGGGACUGUGAUUCCAGCGCUAAAUUUCGCUUCCUACGAGAGUUCAUCAACAAUCAAUCCGAUCGCAGCUUCCACAUCGCUAUCGUUGUGCGCGGCCAGAAAGUUGCGGACAUGCUGGAGAUGCUCCUGAAAGGCAGUCAUGUCUCGUUUAAGAAGAGCUACCCUCCCACAAACGAGGAAUUGCCGGAGCAGGAGUCGUCAGAGCAUGAAGAGCCUUCAGUCAAAAGUGCUGUGAGAGCCACCAUUGUGGAUCUGGACCAGGAAGCACUCGACAUUGAACCUGCUGAUAUCGUCAUCGCUAUGGAUGGACUGGUUCAAUAUCAACAUCCGACAGUUCGAGCUUAUAGGCAACACAAGAGACAUGAAAGCAUGAGCUGGGCUAACGACUGGGCUGGUCUUUAUAUCCUUGUCGCUCCUCGCACCAUCGAGCACAUCGAACGAUCUCUACUUCCCGGCUUGACUGGCAAAGCUCGUACCCGAACACUGCUAACAGCGAUCAACCAGUUUCACGACCACUUCUCCAAGAAAGGAGAUGGUAAGGGACAACUGCCCUCGUUGAAGCAGGCUGCUCAGGACGUUGUCGACUAUCUGGAGGACCCUGAGGCUGAAUGGCCUCUCGAGCCUCUUAGUGUCAUCGAAAAUCUGGACAGUCAAACUGACACUGACGGGGUUUCCGGCCUUGACCAGCAAUCGUCAAGUGCACAGGAGAGCAACAGCGUCAAGAGACCGCUCGACAGUGCCGAUGACGCAACGUCUUCCGGCGAUGUGUCGAAGAGGCCUCGUUUGGAGUCUGAUGCGGACGUGAUGCCUGCUACUAUCAACCCUCAGGAUGUCGAGAUCACUCAUGUGAGUGACUCGCUCGGUCACGGAACGCAGUCGAAUCUUUUGCCCGUCAGUGAAUUGUACGCGUCCGGCGAAGCGAGCACAGCGGAACAACAUUUACAUCAGGUUUUUGAAGAGCAACAAAAUCGGCUCGAAGGGCAUGUCAAAGCAUUGGAAGACCUUCAGUACCGACAUGAGGAUCAACGUGUCGAGCUGGUCCAGGUGCAGCGCGAGCGAGAUGGUGCCAUUGCCACUGCGUCAGCUGCUGUUGAACGCAUGAGAGUCACUGAGACGAACUCCUCCGCUUUGCGGGCUGAGCGAACAGAGCUGAAAGAGAAGCUGGAGGAGGCUAAUCGAAAGCUCCUCGACCACACUGUUCCGGAGCGGGCUGAGUUCGAGGCACUGCGAGCCGAGAUGGAGCAAGCCAAAGCAGACAGGGACAAGGCAGAGAAGAGGGCCCAGGCUGCACAAAAAGAGCUUGAGUACUCACGGGAAAUGUACCAGGACUGCUCAAGCCGCGCUCGUGAUCUGGCUCUGGAGAAAGCCGAGCUCGAAAAGGAGCUCGUAGUCGCUUCCGCUCGUGCAGAAGGAGAAGCAGCCCGGGCUCGACAGGCCUCACAAGACAUGCGGUACAAGCUAUUUGAACGGGAGAAUGCGAAGCUCAAGGCUGUGCUGCAAGACCGCGAGGCGGGCCUGAAGUUCAGGGAUGAAGAGAUCACGAGGUUGAAGGAGGCGACGAGGGGGCGUAUGGGCACGAGACAGAGUAGUGUUCCCAGGAGUCCGAGAGUUGGAAGUCCGAUCAAGGGGAGGGUGGGUGCUGGGAGUCGGCAGGCUAGUCCGGCUGCUGGGGAUGUGAGGGUUGGGAGAGGAGGACAUCCUUUGAGGAGGUCGGAUUAG